CCCGAAGUAUUGUUUAUCUUGUGAGAAACAUGUCAACUGCUCCCGACGAAAUGGAAAAGUUCGCUGCGAAAGCUGCACUGCGCAAUAGCAUAAAAAUUGCUUUGAAGCAACUAAAAUGCCAAGACAGAAGUUCGCAAUCCCUUGAAGUUACAAAGAAGCUGUUAGUUCACCCCAAGUAUUUAUCAAGCAAAGGGGUAGCUGUCUUUCUAAGCAUGAAGGACGAGGUCGAUACAGAAGGGAUUGUUAGGAACAUUUUCGAUAGUGGUAAACACUGCUACAUUCCCAGGUAUAGAGAAACAGAUGGAUACAUGACAAUGAUAAGAAUGAAUUCCUACGAUGAAUUGGAAAACUUACCAAGGACUCGAUGGAACAUACCACAGCCACUGGAAGAAGACCGAAGGGAAGAUGUUUUUCAAUCAGGUGAUCUUGACCUGAUACUUACACCAGGUUUGGCUUUCACAAAGCAAGGUCAUAGAUUGGGUCGUGGCAAGGGAUUUUAUGACAAGUUUGUAACAGCCUAUAAGUGUUUGCAUAAGCCUCCCUAUUUAAUUGGUUUGGCUUUGUCUCAUUCCAUUGUGGAUCAUAUCCCCUGUACAUCGACUGAUGUUCAAAUGGAUGAAGUACUUUAUGAUUAUCAUAAAACAAGGGAAUGAGUUGGCAAACCAAA
Molecule: messenger RNA, 667 nt
Organism: Daphnia carinata
Lineage: Eukaryota; Metazoa; Arthropoda; Branchiopoda; Diplostraca; Daphniidae
Gene: Mthfs
Product: 5-formyltetrahydrofolate cyclo-ligase-like
Exons: 2
Coding region: 30-653 (207 amino acids)
Biological process (GO): folic acid-containing compound biosynthetic process; tetrahydrofolate interconversion
Cellular component (GO): mitochondrion
Molecular function (GO): 5-formyltetrahydrofolate cyclo-ligase activity
Source: RefSeq, a predicted model, not a curated record